This is a messenger RNA of Oikopleura dioica, 645 nucleotides long. NCBI's taxonomy places the organism in Eukaryota, Metazoa, Chordata, Appendicularia, Copelata, Oikopleuridae. The record is from the annotation of a GenBank genome assembly.
AUGGGUUCGUCUUCGUCAAAAAACACUGCAGACCCGCUGAAUUCAACCCUGCCAGAGCUAGAAUCAGAGCAAGCAUUUGCAAAGAACAAGAGACAGCUAGAACCAGAUGUGAUUGGAGCUAAACUAGCAGCCAAAGCGCAAGUCGUUGCUAUGUUUGGACAAGAUGCGAUCUACAAAGACCAGCAAGAAAAAGACCAACCUCCUGUUUAUCGCCACCAUCCUUCCCCUGUCAAAAUCACUCCAGCAAAACCUGAUGGGAAGUUCUACUUCGUCUCCGUCGGCUCUAGAAGGGUUCAACUGCCGAUGUACGGAAAAGACCUUGAAUUCUCCGAAAAGGUGUUCAAGAAAGAAAACGGAAUUGAAGACAACGAAGAGGAGGAGGACCAGAAAGAAGAAGAGCCAUUACCGAUUGAAGAAUCCAAAGCAACAAAAACAGAAGAAAUACAAACUCUUCAGAUUGAGAAAGAAAACUCUAAAGUCAGCUUCAACUUGGAAAAUGAAAUGAUCUCUCCCCGAGACCCAGAAGAAAUGGACUUUCCGAUUGUCCCGGAAAAUGAGCCGGAAAUGCCAGAAAUUUCGAAAGAAAACUCGAAAAUCUCGGAUUCGCUUGAAGAAUCUCAUCCUAUUCCCAUUCUUGUUGCUUGA